AUGUUGGGUUCUGCAGACGUGAAGCUGUUCGCCACCUUCGUCCUGCUCGUCCUCGGAGCGCUGGCCAACGUCUUCAACCUGGCGGUCACGCUGGCGCAGAAGCAGCGGUCCGGAGGAGGCGGAACCGUCGCCGUCGUCAUCUGCUUCAUCUCUCUGGGCAACGUCCUGCUGCAGGCCUCCACUUUCGUCCUCGUGAUGUCCGUCUGGGUCGGUGUCCUCUGCUGGCCGGACCUGCCCUUCUUCUUCUGCCUCAUCCUGUUCGUCUGGCUCAGCAGCAGCUCCGUCAGCUUCUGGUCGGUGGCCGGGCUCAGCGUCCUCUACUGCGUGAAGGUGGUGAGUUUCUCCUCGGUGGUCUUCAGAGCUCUCCAGAGGAACAUCUCGGUGGUCCUGAACGUCGCCUUAUCGAUGACCCUGUUGACCUCCUGCGUCGUGUUCGCCCCGUUCUUCUACCUCCAUUUCCAGAAAGAAACUCUUCCCAACUCCACAGAAGGAGCUUCUUGUGUCAUCAGGAAGCCUCUGUUCCCCACCUGGGUGGACGUCCAUGUCUAUGUGGUCGUCUUCAUCUCCUACCUCACCCUCAUGCCGUUAGCGAUCAUGCUACCGACUUCCCUGAGACUGGUGGUGUUCCUCUGCAGACACACCUCGUCCAUGCAGAAGAAGCAGCAGCAGCAUGGUGGAUCUAAUGCUGCAGAGUCCUACCUCCUCGUCUGCAGGCUGACUGUAGCUCUGGUCUGGGUUUACUUCACCACGCUCCUCACCAUCUCCCUCUACUACUUCCAUGCUAUCUUCGCUUCUGGGCUGAGUGCCGACAUGCUCUUCCUCGGUUUGUCUUUUUACUGCGUUGCUUCUGCGAUGCUUCUUACCUGGUCCAACAAAAACCUGAGAGAAAAGCUCAGUUUGCUGCUCUGCAAGAGAAAGACGAAGGCCAGGAGAGCUGAAGAUAAACAGGAAGUGACAGCCACAGUUUGA
Messenger RNA from Acanthochromis polyacanthus (spiny chromis), 969 nucleotides. RefSeq names its product taste receptor type 2 member 40. Gene Ontology annotation, biological process: G protein-coupled receptor signaling pathway; sensory perception of taste. Lineage: Eukaryota; Metazoa; Chordata; Actinopteri; Pomacentridae. Gene Ontology annotation, molecular function: G protein-coupled receptor activity. The record is from RefSeq and is a predicted model, not a curated record. The transcript has a single exon. Gene Ontology annotation, cellular component: membrane. The coding region runs from base 1 to 969 and encodes 322 amino acids.